This is a messenger RNA of Laccaria bicolor S238N-H82, 264 nucleotides long. RefSeq lists its product as uncharacterized. NCBI's taxonomy places the organism in Eukaryota, Fungi, Basidiomycota, Agaricomycetes, Agaricales, Hydnangiaceae. Bases 1 to 264 code for a protein of 87 amino acids. The transcript has a single exon. The record is from RefSeq and is a predicted model, not a curated record.
AUGCUGCAUAAGGCUCUCGUAGCGCUGGGGACAGUGUUUCUCGAUGACCCAAACAUCCGGGACUUCAAGUCCCGUUGUUGUUUUGCCAAUGCUACGAAGUGCUAUCUAGAGGUGGAAUGCCAAGAACCUCAGUUGAGCGUGGUGCACGCGUUAAACUUCCUGGCUGCCUUCCACGCUUCUCAGGGGGAUCAGACCCUUGGGUUCCUCUAUCUUGGUCAAUCGUCUUCUCACUCUUUGAAGAGAGAGAUUGUAUUACAGGCAUGA